AUCAGAAAUGUUUUUUUUUUCCAAAGUUUGUUCUUUUAUCCAGAUACUCUGUUUUUUUUUUUAAACGUUUUUAACCAUUUUCAAGGAAAGACAGAAUCAGUGAAACUUCUGUAAGCGACGUCAUUUAGGAGCUACAGUAGGAUCUAAUCAGUCUCUCUUUUAAUCAACCACAAAGGAGGGAAGAAAGAAAAGAAGCAAAUGGGAGGAGUAGUAACUUGGGAUAGAGGAAGUAACCAAUGCUAAGGAUAGAGUGUUUCCAGUGUCUUGGGAUUCAAAAUUUAAUCAAAUUUCCAGUGAGGAAGCUAUUGAAACUGCAAAGCAACUAGCCCUCCAAGAAGGCUUGUUGGUUGGUAUAUCUUCCGGAGCUGCAGCUGCUGCUGCAAUCCAGGUCGCAAAGAGACCUGAAAAUGCCGGGAAACUCAUAGCUAGCUGUUGUGUUCCCUAGCUUUGGGGAACGUUACCUUUCCACCCUGCUUUUUCAGUCUAUCCGAGAUGAGUGCGAGAAAAUGCAGCCUGAGCUUUAAAUUUCUCUGUAAAUUUUUUCUUGACGACAAGGAACUCUUCUUUCAUUUGCAUUUGCAAUUGCAAUGUGAAUGUGCAAAUCCCAUAAGGCCAUAACUGUAAACUGUCCCUUGGUAUUCUAUACUUAAGUUUAUCUGGAAACUUGUGUAGCUUGCUCCCAAUGAAGUCCGAAUUAAAUUGCAUGACGAGUCUUUUGGGUUCCACACAAGAUAAGAGUAACCUUAUAUAUGUUCUUUCUUACUCUGUCUUUCUCUCUUCCCCCGAAACUAUGGUACCUGCUUCUUCUAGAGAGAUGAUAAGAGCAGGAUCAGUGGGAACAAGAGCGACAUACGACGAGCCAUACGACGAAAAUUGGGAGGAGACAGCUGAUACUGAAUGGGACGAGAAAGGACGCACUAUGAUCUCUCACAUAUACGUUUCUUACAAACACUUCAUAACAUCUAUUCAGUUUGGUUACUUGAAUAGCGAAGAUGAUGAAGCUCUGACCCUAUCUACGGAGUUUGGUCCAUCUAAUGAGGGACACAGCUUUCGAGCUGUCAUACUGAAAGAAGAUGAAUAUGUGACUGGAUUGAGUGGAGUACAUGGAUAUCGAGUGCAUGAUGGAAUAAAAAGUUUGACAUUCCACACUAACUGUGGGAAGCACGGUCCGAUUGGAAGAGUGAACGAUGACUCUGUGGUUGGUUUGAAGAUAGAUAUUGAUCCAGGAAUACGUGAUCGACGCGAGUUUGGUGGUUUCUUUGGUUCUUACAGUAAGGAUAAUCUCUCAUCGAUUGGUAUCUAUGUAAGCCCCAUUGCUAGGUACGACAUGGUGGCUAAACGUGAAAACAUUGGACCCCCUCCAAAGAAAGCCUUGUAGCAGCAGCCUUACAAUAGUUGUCUUGUUCAGUUUGUUGUUUAGUUUUUCUCUUUAAUAAAGUAAGAGCAUUAGUGAAGAAGACAUGCAUUAGUGUAAUCUUUCUAUUUUCUACGAAUUAAUAAUGUUUCUAUUAUGGAUGUAGUAAACAUCAACUGGUAUAAAUGUGUGCCUACUAUCACAGUUCUUGAUAAAGUUCAUUUUCCUGUUUGGUUUC
This is a messenger RNA of Raphanus sativus (radish), 1592 nucleotides long. RefSeq names its product jacalin-related lectin 24. The record is from RefSeq and is a predicted model, not a curated record. The transcript is spliced from 4 exons. The coding region runs from base 683 to 1378 and encodes 231 amino acids. Lineage: Eukaryota; Viridiplantae; Streptophyta; Magnoliopsida; Brassicales; Brassicaceae.